AUGGGCUUCAAUUGCAGCGCUCUGUGGCAUCGUGGAAUGACCAGCUGUCUGCCUGACAGUCCUAACUCCUUCACUCUGUCACCCUACCCUCGACUCAGGCCUCAUGACAGCGACCCAGUUCCCACAGGUGCCCAGCCUCCACCUCAGCCCGCUGCCACACCUCACUCGGGUGUCCGACCCCUGACCCCUCCCUCAUCUGCGCUCAUAGACAGGGAGCUGCAAGAGGCCUUCCAGGAAUGUGAAGAGCAAAUGGCCUCGCUGGGACUACUUACUCCCACAGAGCAGCCCGGCAUCACGCAGGAGACUGUUCAUGAUGAAGGAAAGAAAACUGUAGGCGUGACAGUUAAUAAGUCCAGUGAGUCAUCGUCACUGUCUCCAAUCAUAGUCCAGCCAGGACAAAGCAGUGGAGGCCAUGGAAACAAGGACACACAUGGAAACAGUGAGGCAGCAAACACUCAGAGAGACGUACUUGUGUUUAGUUUCAGGAAUUAUAUACUGGGCACUGACGAUGGUGCCGGAGCAGCAGAGACAAAAUGUGAAAUAAAAGUAACACAGGGCACAGAUGGAUGUGCAGAGAGUAAGUCAGAAAAAGAACGAGAGGUACAUGAGCAGAAGAGAACACCCUCAUCAAAGUCAGAUUCAUGUAAAGAAACCCCAGAGGACUUUGUGUCCCCUCAGCAGAGAGACGAUCUAAUAGAGGAGCGUGUUGAUUCUAAUGAAACCAUUGGGGAAAAUGGCAGAUUAGAUUGUAACACAGUGAUUAGGGACGAAGGCACAGAGGUAAUAACAGAGACUGCAUUCAUAAAGAAAGAAAAUAACAGUGAUGAGUGUAGUAUUAGUGUUUGUAUAGCUGAAUCUGAAAAGAAAGAUGAUUCAGUUAAUGAAAUAUUGGGAGGCAACAGACUUCCUUUAAAUGAUAGUGAUGCAUUUUCUGAGUUGCAGUCAGAAGCACAGACAGGAACAGACUUUGUGGAGAAUCGGUCAAAAACAGACACGCAGAUGAAUUCAGCGAGUCACGGACAGGCCGGGCAGAACAAAGAGACAAAAAAGAAAGACAAGAAGAAACAAAGGAGGAAGGAAAAGAAGAAUGCAGAGACUGAACAGAAAGCAAAGGCACUAGUACAAUCUGACAAUGAUUUUCAGGCUGAGUCACUCAUUCAAGCAGAUUCAGAGGCCAAAGCACAAUCAGUGUCAGGGGCAGACCUUGUGAUUUGUGGGGAACAGCCUGAUAAUGGAUUUGAUUACAAGCAACAGCUGAGUCCUGCAGGACCGCCCAGCCCCCGUCUAUCACCCUCACAGAGCAGAGAGGAUCGCCUUACUGACUGUUCACCUGCGUCCAGCCGGGGUCCUACUCUGAGGCCUCAUCUGUCAGAUAACCUCAGCCUUGCAGAUGCCCCAUGUGGCGAGAGCUCAGACAAGAACUCGCAGAGGAGGCAACAUGCAACCGGAGGUGUUAUCAAUAACCAAAAUACAACCGGGACACAUGUCCAAACUGCAGUUAUCAAUGCCUGUGCUUCUGCUGAUGAGAGAUCGGAUGCACAAACACAGGAGGUUAUAGUUACCACAGAAGCAGCAAAACCCACACAGGAGAAACUGAGCCCACUCACCAACAGUCCAACUUGUGUGGGAGAGAGUAACAUGGAGAGUGCCCUUGAACAGGCUAUAUUGGUGGUAGCUGCGUUGCCACUGACAACACCCACGAUGCCAGAAGUGAUAAAAAGCAAGGGAGAGGGAGAGAGCGUGAGUUGCAAUUCACCGGAGAGAGUAGCUACUGUAGCAUUUGCAGAGAGUGAGAAAGCAGGAGCAGAGGAGGGAUUGGGAGGACGAGAAAAGUGCCUCAGCUCUGCAGACGGAGAGAGAGAAGGGCUCCCGGACAGCCCUCCUCAGCUCCCAUUAAUCGGUUCACAGGGAAAAUGUGGACUUGCAUUCUCGGCCAAAGACAGACAGUCCGUGUCUGAGAAAGGCUGCAGCGGCAAAAUGCCACACAACUCGGCUGAGGGGGAAAUGAAGGGACCGCGAGAGACCAGCGUUCAUGUUGCAGACGCAGAGAGCUCGCCAGCCGAAGAAGGAGACAGAGAGAAGGAGACGCUCCUGUUAGAAGCGUACAUCAAUAAUUCUCCCCUAGGGAUACUUACUGGUCCUCAUCGUCAGGCUCACAGUGCUGUGGGAUUGGAGGGAGCAGAAGAGGGGGGAGGAGGACAAAGAAAGGAGGUGGAAGAGAAAGGAGGGCUUGCUACAGACCACAGUUCAUUCAGCCAGCCAGAAGGCUAUGCUAGUGGGGUGUCAUCAGCUGAGACUGAGAAGUGUCCGCCCACCGAUGUUGCAGAGUCACAGCCGAAGUCACAGAGCUGGAGGGAGCCGAAUGCUGCCGUCGCUGAGAGCAUCUACACCGAACAAGACCAUCACUCUAACUCCGCGCCGCUCCCCACUCAGCCUGAGCACAGCUCCAGCAAUGCAAACAAAGGGGUGAGGGCUGAUCUCAAACAGAAUUUGAUUCCAGGCGAAGCAGUGUCUUUGGGACACACUUGUGAGGAGUCAUCCAUCACAGAGACAGAGAGAAACGACAGCCAGCUCCUGCUCAAACCUCCGCCUCUGACUACUUCGCAACGAGACCCAGUCGAGCGGCAAACAAGCAACGAUCAACAGGUACAGCCUGAGAGUGGCACCACAGAAAGUGCAGCUGACAUCCAAGUUCAAGCCCACAGCAACACUGGUAACCCUGCUAUGUCCGGAGUGGCUGUGUUUGUGUGUGGAGGCAGCAGUGGAGGCAACCACAGAGUUCACUUUGCAGAUACAGUGAAAGGAGAGGGCAGUUCCUCUGUGGAUCUCAGGAACAGGUCAGUGCUGCCGAUGGACUGCGCCUCUCUGCCUCCCCUGAUUGUACAUGAGAGUUUGCAUCAUCCCGUGGUUGAGGCCAGCUACAUCUUCCCAGAUUUCCUCAGCUUGAAGAGGCCAGAAAUCCCCACCAGUGCAGCUUCUACCAAGGAUGAACCAACAACACAAAGCUCAGCAGACUAUCCGAAAGAGCUCGAGUUGGAUAAAGGAAAUUUGGCGACCAAAGAUACCAAGGAGAAUGUUGCGAUAGAUCCGUUAGGUAACAACAAGUCAGUGACUAACACUGUGGAUUUACAAUCAGCGAAAGAAGCCUGUAAAAAACAGCUUCCAUUUCCUACAGAGACGGAUCAGACUGGUAAUGAAGAAUGUUUUGACCUUUUAAAAACAGCAGGAAGUGCCAUCUCUAACCCUGAUCUUGGAACAGCUGGACAGGUGUCGACAGAGGAGCUCAAGCAAGAAGAGGCGGAAACAAUGAAAGAUCCUUUAAAUCUGUGUUUGUCAAAGGAGAACGAGAUGAAUAAGUCCCAGGUUGACUCUAUAGUUUCAGUCAAGCCUGACGAGUCUCUUUCACUCAGUGAUGCCGCUGUCGUUCGUGAAGAAAAAGAAGGUAACCAACCCCCCCUCCCUUCAAGUUCUGUGUGUCCAGCUGAUAAUGUUACUUGUGAGCCUCUAAGUGAAACCUCUGCUGAGGUACCUGUUCGGACGAUCUUUACUGACUUUGACCCCAGUUCAGAACCUGUAACUGUCACUUUAGCCUGCACUGCCUCUAUUCAGACGACGCCCAGUGACCCCAGUGACCCCAGUCAUCAGCACCCUACCCCGUUAGAUCAAACCGAUCCUUUGAAUGAUCAGCAGAGUGAAAAUGAAUCAGGGACUUCAGAAGUGGCAGUCUCUGACCAGUCGAUUCCUGCUAUCGAUCAAUGUGCCAGUAAUCCUGCUUUUGUGCUGCGGCCCCCUGGCCCAAUGUUGAGUCACUGGGAGUUCAUUAAUGACUGUGGUAUCUGUCUUCCUGAGGAUACAGAGAAGCGCAUUGCUGAUGGUGACGGAACCAAAGUCUCUGGAGAUGUGGAGAAUAGCAAGAGCGGGGAAAUGACACAUAUGUCUUUAGCGUGGGAUCUGGAGCACGCUGAUGUCAGUGCUGAAGGAGAUGAAACAAAACUGCAGGAUAGAAAUUAUGCCACAGAGGCGGAGAUCAAAAAUAAUGUGAUUAAUGAUGUAAAUAUUCAAUUUUCACCAGAGGGAAAUCUGUUUCAGCCUCUUGAUGCAGUGGGGGCUCCUGAAAAUGAUGACUAUGAUCAUUUGAUUCCUUUAUCUCAAACUGAAUCUGACCCUAUUGCAAUUAAGCCUGUUAUCUGUGAAGCUUCCAUUCGGAAUGACCUCAUAAAUGAUGUCUGCCCACUCAGCUCUGACCCGCCUACCAACGAGGCUGAUGACGUGAAAAAAGACAAUAUAAAAGGAAAAUGCAAAAUGGAAUGUCAUCCGUCAUCUGUGCUGUUUGAAGGAGACAGGAAAGAAAUUAAAGAAGCAGCAACGGGAAAUCAAAAGGAAAAGGAAAGCAGUAGGGAGCUGCUGAUAAGAAAACCACAAGAGAAUAAUGGACCAGAUAAAGAGGCUGAAGGGGAAACUGGAGACCUGCAGCCACCACAUAAACAUAUAGUAGAAAACAAUGAGUCACCAAUAAGGGAGGAAGGAGAGGGGAAGGGUGGGACUGCAUCUGAAAGUGAGACCGAGGCUUCUUGCCUUUCCCCAGACAGACCUGCAGGGUCGUCUAAAUACACACUCAACACAGAGUCUGUUUGGGAACCACAGGCUGUUUCUGAUCCGAGUUUGUGCCAAACUGCGACAGCAACACUGGAACUCUACUCUGACAGGGACCUGGUACAAGGUUUGAAUGCAGCCUUUGGCCAAUUACCAGAUCCAAACUGUUUUGCUCAGCAACAGGAGCAACAGCAACAGCAGCGUCAGGGAUGCAGGCACCCCACAGCGGAGGUAUCAGGUGGUUGCCUAGAGGGGGGAGAAAAAAAGGAGAAGGCCGAAGCACUGGUUCCAGGAAGAAAAGAGGCAGAAGAAGAAAGAGACGGCGCUGUCGAGAGUUUGUGUCAGUCAGAAAGCAGGAAGGAGUUGAUACAUGAUGACAGCAGAGGCUCAGAACAAGUAUUAGGUCUGGAGAAAGAAGACGCAGAGGGAUCACAAGCUGUAAAAGGAGUUGACAGGGUGUAUGUGCCAUUUCCCACCGGCAGUGAUGUAAAUGAGAGUGGAGGGGCUGCUGAGAGAAACACACCGACUGACAUAGUGACAGGAACAACUUGCUCUCUUGUAGGUGAGACAGGCCAGUCGGUGGAUGGGGGUAAAAGCCCUGGGUUAGUGGCAGUUGGUUCAGAUGAAGAUUUAAUGCCAAGCUCCGAGUCUCUGAGUGAAAUGGUUGGUAAAGGUCAGCAAAAUGGAAAUCUGUCAGCUGCGUGUCAAGACCAACAAGAGACCACAAUGAACACUGCUGUUCCUCCAGAGUCUGCAUCCCAGGUACAUGAGACUUUACCUUUCAGGAUACCGGCUUCAUCAAAGCUCAGCACAGAUAGUCAUGACAUUCAUGCCACUGUUAUUCCGACUGCAAAAGAGGCUGAGGAACCUCGUACAGAAACAUUCAGUGCCCUGCCUGAUCCUGAUGGGCAACCAGAAACUGUGGAAAACAAUGUUAGUGCUGCAGUAACUGUGAAAAGCAAGUGUGAA
Pleuronectes platessa (European plaice) is the source of this 5562-nucleotide messenger RNA. RefSeq lists its product as uncharacterized. The transcript has a single exon. The annotation marks the transcript as partial. NCBI's taxonomy places the organism in Eukaryota, Metazoa, Chordata, Actinopteri, Pleuronectiformes, Pleuronectidae. The record is from RefSeq and is a predicted model, not a curated record.